Electrophorus electricus (electric eel) is the source of this 1888-nucleotide messenger RNA. It is a transcript of the gene nsun5, whose product is annotated as NOP2/Sun RNA methyltransferase 5. Lineage: Eukaryota; Metazoa; Chordata; Actinopteri; Gymnotiformes; Gymnotidae. Gene Ontology annotation, biological process: rRNA base methylation. Gene Ontology annotation, cellular component: nucleolus. The record is from RefSeq and is a predicted model, not a curated record. Gene Ontology annotation, molecular function: RNA methyltransferase activity.
ACUGACUGUCGAAAAAGGCAUGUUUGUCUCCUGUUAGGUAGCUAACACGUGAAAAUUAUGUGAAAAAGUGGAUAUCGGUAUAAAGUGGAAAUUGUGAAACAUGGCACUUUAUAUGAAAGCAGCAGAGGUCCUCGAUAAAGUGGAGAAAAAAAAGGGAGCUGUGAAAACUCUGGUUUACGAGAGUAAAUUCCAGAAUAUCAAGCAGCUCUUUGCCCUCGUUUGUGAGACUCAGAAGUAUUCACCGGUACUUCAAGAAAUUAUCGAGACUACGCAACUUCUGAAGGAAACAAAACUCCGAAUUAAUUUAGCAAAGGUUUUAGUGUACGAUUUGCUCAUCGGACGAGGACUAAAAUGCGGAGGCGCCUGGAAGGCGAUGCUCUUGAAACACCGAUCCAGACUCCAUGCUGCUUUGGCGCGAAUGAAGGUCAAGCACAAAGUGAGCCGACACCAGGACUUGCUUCCCCCAAGUGUGCAGCACACCAGCGGUGUCGGUGUUCCGCGUUAUGUGCGCGUAAACACACUAAAAACGACUGUAGAAGAUGUCAUUGAUUAUCUGAAAAGAGCGGGAUAUUCAUAUCAAGGAACAGCUACGUGCCUUGAGGACUUGUGCCAUCUCUCUGGGAAAAUGUUUGUGGGUGACCUGCAUCUCAGAGAGCUUCUGGUGUUCAGUGCAAAAAUGGACUUCCAUGAUCAUUACUUGUAUAAAGCAGGUCACAUUAUCCUGCAAGACAAGGCCAGUUGCCUCCCUGCAUAUCUCCUGGACCCACCAUCUGGAGGCCAUGUGAUUGAUGCCUGUGCAGCUCCUGGGAAUAAGACCAGUCAUCUCGCAGCCAUCAUGAAGAACAAGGGUAAGCUGUUUGCCUUUGACCUUGAUGCGAAGCGCCUGUCCACCAUGAGCAUUCUUCUCCUUCGUGCUGGAGUAACGUGUCAUCAGCUGGCCAAUGAGGAUUUUCUCAAGGUAGAUCCACUGUCCCCCAAGUACAAGGAAGUGAAGCACAUCCUUCUUGAUCCAUCCUGCAGUGGAUCAGGAAUGGUGUGCCUGGCUACUGCAGGCUCCCAGGAGCCACAGGGCCAAGACAGUGAACGCUUGCAGGCACUGUCUGCGUUCCAGCUGCGCUGCCUGAACCAUGCACUGCAGUUUCCUGCUCUUGAGCGGCUUGUCUACUCCACCUGCUCCGUCUUCUCGCAGGAGAACGAGGAGGUCGUGUCCGCUUGCCUUCAGCAAAACCCUGGAUUCAGAUUAGUCCAUCUUCUUCCUCAGUGGCCCGAACGGGGAAAUGCCCCGCUGGCACAGUGUCUGCGGGCCAGCACUACAAAAACCCUCACUCAUGGUUUCUUUGUAGCCAUUCUGGAAAGGCAGUCCACUGCAAGUGAAGGCAUCCACGUGUCGCCCACUGGCAUAGCGUUGAGCACAAGUGCCCCCUCUGGUGGCAAAGAGGAGGUAACGCAGAAAUCCUGCACUCCCUGUGAGCCAGCUAAGACUUCUGUGGAAGAACGUCAGCAUUUUACUGCAAAAAAAAACAGGAACAGAAGGAAACGGACAAAGCAGCAAGCAUAAGAGUUUUCUAUUGUGAUAUUAACAGUUAACUAUGUAUGAUGCAUUUUAUUUGACAAAGCCAUGUCAAUGCAUCGUCAGUGCCUGAAUAAUCAGGGUUUAUUAAGUCUUGAUAUCAUCAACAAGAAGGAAGUCCAUGAAACAGCUUGAGCUUUCUGAGACUCCCUUAUUUUGGAACAGGAGCAUCUAAAAUUAUGACUCUGCAUGUUUGUAUGUGUUUACACACAUCUUGGUUAUGGUUAACUGAUCUGUGGACUGGAACCAUUAUGAGAUGCUGUAUGAAUUCAUCUUGCAAUAAAUGUCACAGCUCUGUAGUAGUAAUCCAAGCAAAAA